This is a messenger RNA of Drosophila subpulchrella, 2227 nucleotides long. Its product is annotated as another transcription unit protein. Gene Ontology annotation, biological process: positive regulation of transcription elongation by RNA polymerase II; transcription elongation by RNA polymerase II. The transcript has 7 exons. NCBI's taxonomy places the organism in Eukaryota, Metazoa, Arthropoda, Insecta, Diptera, Drosophilidae. Bases 81 to 2177 code for a protein of 698 amino acids. The record is from RefSeq and is a predicted model, not a curated record. Gene Ontology annotation, cellular component: Cdc73/Paf1 complex; nucleus. Gene Ontology annotation, molecular function: RNA polymerase II C-terminal domain phosphoserine binding.
GUGAACAGACGAAUUUUCUCUUGCUGCGACCAAAAUCAGUUCGAAUUUUUUCUCAAAUAAUUUGCCUAGAUUUGAGAUCUAUGGCUGACCCCAGUGUACAUCCACAAUAUCGUGACGCGUUAGUCACCGACGAUAAGAUAAGCGGUACUCCGGGUUAUAAUCGUAGUUCUACUGGCCGUAAUAAUCGUUUCAGAGAGGAAUUGCAAGCAUUUAGCAAGGAAGACCAAGAAGUGGGUUCAAUCACUGGCAACGUUUGCGCAAGCAAAUCACGCCCUUACCGACCAUCCAUAAAUGCUGAUAAGUAUUUUGCUAAAAGGAUCAAGAAAUCAGCAGAAGACUCGAAUACAAGCUGCAUUGACGGAGAGGAAUUGCAAGCAUUUAGCAAGGAAGACCAAGAAGUGGGUUCAACCACUAGCAACGUUUGCGCAAGCAAAUCACGUCCUUACCGGCCAUCCAUAAAUGCUGAUAAGUAUUUUGCUAAAAGGAUCAAGAAAUCAGCAGAAGACUCGAAUAAAAGCUGCAUUGACGGAAACCCAAAACUAGGCAAACCAAGCGGCAGUCAGCUGCACAAAAGACGACCAUCGAUAAAUAACGCUCAGGGAAUGCAAAAUCCGUCCACCGAUCGGGAUGUACCCAUUAAUAUGAUGAGCGGUACUCCGGGUUAUAAUCGUAGUUCUACUGGCCGUAAUAAUCGUUUCAGAGACGAAUUGCAAGCAUUUAGCAAGGAAGACCAAGAAGUGGGUUCAGUCACUAGCAACGUUUGCGCAAGCAAAUCACGCCUUUACCGACCAUCCAUAAAUGCUGAUAUCUAUUUUUCUAAAAAGAUGAAGAGAUCAGCAGCAUCCUUUAAUAUACACGACAUUGACGGAAACCCUGAACUAUUCAAACCAAGCGGUAGUCAGCUGCACAAAAGACAACCAUCGAUAAAUAACGCUCACGGAAUGCAAAAUCCGUCCACCGAUCGGGAUGUACCCAUUAAUACUUCCACGAGCUUUAUCCCAAUCGAUGAAAGUGUAUUUGAUGAGUUGCAAUUGACUCCAGAGUCGAGUCAGAGCUCUAAACCUCGCUUUAGCUCUCAACAGAGUUCUCCGAUAGCAAAUGACAAAUCUUCUCCAAGCUCAGAUAGUGAUGGUAAGAUUUCGCCUGACCUUGAGUAUAACUCUACUGGCGGUCUGAACCCAAAUACUAAUUACUUCGGGGAUACUUCGGAGGAGGAGGAGGAGGAGGUUGAUGGAAAAAAAACCGAGAAAAGUGUAUGGUCUGAGUUGGAAAUCUCCGACAGCAGUGGCGAAGAAACUCCCCAAAUUGAGGGCGCUCAACUGUCCAUUGAAGAGCAACAUCGCCAAAUGUUGGGAAACAAGUUGACGGCAAAGUUCAGUGCCACCUUACCGGCUGACAAUUCAGCCCUUCUUGAUGGUCAACCGCAGUACCUAAAAAUGCCCCAUUUCAUAGCUGUGGAAUCCAAGGCUUACGUGGCUAAGGACUUUAAAAAUGCCAUGACUUCUGAGGAUUUGAAAGACGAACAGGCUCGCGAGGAUUUCAAAAAUCGUCUAAAAACAACAGUAAGGUGGAGGGAGGAUGAAAAUAAGUUCAAGGAGUCCAAUUCUAGGAUUGUUCGCUGGUCCGAUGGCAGCGAGACCUUCCAUGUGGGCGGCGAGGUCUUCGAUGUGAUGCACCACCCGGUGACCAAUGACCAAAACCACAUGUAUGUCCGCCUGGAGAGCUUCUACCAACCUCAGGUACCGAUCAAGGACAAGAUGACACUGCGUCCCAAACUGGACUCCAAUUUCGGACAGACUCAUGUCCAGGGCAUGCGUAAUCGAGCCGUGAAUAAACCGCAGACGGGCAUCAAGGUGCUGAUGAACACGGGAGUUGAUCCUGGGCAGGAUCGUGAUCGUCGCGUCAAGGAGGAACUGGCCCAGCUGCGUCUCGAGGAUCGUGAGAAGCGUCGCGAUACUCAGAUGAAUCGACGCAAGCCGCCGGCUAGGUCGUAUGAGUCAGAAGUAGAAGGGUCAAACGAUGAGGACAACUUCGCGGCAGCUUCCGAAGACAAUUUGUCCGAUGAACCCCGUCCCAGCACUUCCAAGCGCAAGAACGUUCUCCAAUCGGAUACCGACGAUUGCGCUUGGCGCAAUACCAAGCCGUUGGUCUAUACCGAUUCCGAUUCAUCGGACUAGAGGGUUAACAUCCGCUCUGUACGAAAUUCCAAUAAACAUAAUGCAUUAGC